AUGCCGACUGAGAAAAAGAAUGCUAAAAGGAAAAAACGUACAGUAGCGGUGAAGAAGAAGAAAGACGAUGAACAAAUCGAGAGUGUGGAACAGAUAAGUGCACGAGGUCGGGUAGUUGAUGAGGAAGGAAGUGACAGGGAUGAAACGAACAGUACUACGGACAAGGAGAAUGAUGAGGGUAGGGAUGGGGACAGCAAUAGUGAUGGGGGUAGAGAUGAAGAUAGCGAUGAGGGUGAGAACGAGGAUAGCAACAGUGGCGAGAGUAAGAAUGGCAGAAGAGGCAUUAGAAAUGGAAACGCCGUGGGUAAAGGCAAAGAGAACACGAACAACAAAAAAAGCAUAAAUAAAAAGAAAAGCAUAAAUAAAAAAAAGAAGUGCAGGAAAAGAGCAACACACGGAUGA
Vavraia culicis subsp. floridensis is the source of this 402-nucleotide messenger RNA. RefSeq lists its product as uncharacterized. The coding region runs from base 1 to 402 and encodes 133 amino acids. The record is from RefSeq and is a predicted model, not a curated record. The transcript has a single exon. NCBI's taxonomy places the organism in Eukaryota, Fungi, Microsporidia, Pleistophoridae.